AUGACCAACGUGAUGGUACCCUUCAUGUUUAAGUAUGCUGUGGACGAGCUGAAUGGACUGUCAGGACACAUGUUGAACCUGAGCGAUGCCCCCAGCACUGUUGCUACCAUGGCAACUGCUGUUCUGAUUGGCUGUAAGUCACACACACGCUUUUCUACACAAACUAGAAAGACACAAAACAUUUUUUAUUUUAAUAUUUUGAACAGAAUAUUGUUGUCACAGUCCAGGAGUUAAUAUAGAAUCUAUCUGGGGUAGGGAACCAUUAAACAACAAGUGUAUCAAACUUAGUGUUGGCUCUGUGUCCCGACUUCUCCUCUCUGCUCUGUUCUCCUCUCUGCUCUGUUCUCCUCUCUGUUCUCCUCUAUGCUCUGUUCUCCUCUCUGUUCUCCUCUCCUCUCUGUUCUCCUCCUCUCUGUUCUCCUCUCUGCUCUGUUCUCCUCUCUGCUCUGUUCUCCUCUCUGCUCUGUUCUCCUCUCUGCUCUGUUCUCCUCUCUGCUCUGUUCUCCUCUCUGUUCUCCUCUCUGCUCUGUUCUCCUCUCUGCUCUGUUCUCCUCUCUGCUCUGUUCUCUGCUCUGUUCUCCUCUCUGCUCUGUUCUCCUCUCUGCUCUGUUCUAUGCUCUGUUCUCCUCUCUGUUCUCCUCUCUGCUCUGUUCUCCUCUCUGCUCUGUUCUCCUCUAUGCUCUGUUCUCCUCUCUGCUCUGUUCUCCUCUCUGCUCUGUUCUCUGCUCUGUUCUCCUCUAUGCUCUGUUCUCCUCUAUGCUCUGUUCUCCUCUCUGUUCUCCUCUCCUCUCUGUUCUCCUCUCUGCUCUGUUCUCCUCUCUGCUCUGUUCUCCUCUAUGCUCUGUUCUCCUCUCUGCUCUGUUCUCCUCUCUGUUCUCCUCUCUGCUCUGUUCUCCUCUCUGCUCUGUUCUCCUCUCUGAUCUGUUCUCCUCUAUGCUCUGUUCUCCUCUAUGCUCUGUUCUCCUCUCUGCUCUGUUCUCCUCUCCUCUCUGUUCUCCUCUCUGCUCUGUUCUCCUCUCUGCUCUGUUCUCCUCUAUGCUCUGUUCUCCUCUCUGCUCUGUUCUCCUCUCCUCUCUGUUCUCCUCUCUGCUCUGUUCUCCUCUAUGCUCUGUUCUCCUCUCUGCUCUGUUCUCCUCUCUGCUCUGUUCUCCUCUAUACUCUGUUCUCCUCUAUGUUCUCCUCUCUGCUCUGUUCUCUGCUCUGUUCUCUGCUCUGCUCUGUUCUCUGCUCUGUUCUCCUCUAUGCUCUGUUCUCCUCUCUGCUCUGUUCUCCUCUAUGCUCUGUUCUCCUCUCUGCUCUGUUCUCCUCUCUGCUCUGUUCUCUGCUCUGUUCUCCUCUAUGCUCUGUUCUCCUCUAUGCUCUGUUCUCCUCUCUGUUCUCCUCUCCUCUCUGUUCUCCUCUCUGCUCUGUUCUCCUCUCUGCUCUGUUCUCUGCUCUGUUCUCCUCUCCGCUCUGUUCUCCUCUCUGCUCUGUUCUCCUCUCUGCUCUGUUCUCCUCUCUGCUCUGUUCUCUGCUCUGUUCUCCUCUAUGCUCUGUUCUCCUCUCUGUUCUCCUCUCUGCUCUGUUCUCUGCUCUGUUCUCCUCUCUGCUCUGUUCUCCUCUCUGCUCUGUUCUCUGCUCUGUUCUCCUCUCCUCUCUGUUCUCCUCUCUGCUCUGUUCUCCUCUCUGCUCUCCUCUCUGCUCUGUUCUCUGCUCUGUUCUCCUCUAUGCUCUGUUCUCCUCUAUGCUCUGUUCUCCUCUCUGCUCUGUUCUCCUCUAUGCUCUGUUCUCUGCUCUGUUCUCCUCUCUGCUCUGUUCUCCUCUCUGCUCUGUUCUCUGCUCUGUUCUCUGCUCUGUUCUCCUCUCUGCUCUGUUCUCCUCUCUGCUCUGUUCUCUGCUCUGUUCUCUGCUUUGUUCUCCUCUCUGCUCUGUUCUCUGCUCUGUUCUCCUCUAUGCGCUGUUCUCCUCUCUGCUCUGUUCUCCUCUCUGUUCUCCUCUCUGCUCUGUUCUCCUCUCUGUUCUCCUCUCUGUUCUCCUCUCUGUUCUCCUCUCUGUUCUCCUCUCUGCUCUUUCUCCUCUCUGCUCUGUUCUCCUCUCUGCUCUGUUCUCCUCUCUGCUCUGUUCUCCUCUCUGCUCUGUUCUCCUCUAUGCUCUGUUCUCCUCUAUGCUCUGUUCUCCUCUCUGUUUCUCCUCUCUGCUCUGUUUCUCCUCUCUGCUCUGUUCUCCUCUGCUCUGUUCUCCUCUCUGCUCUGUUCUCCUCUCUGCUCUGUUCUCCUCUCUGUUCUCCUCUCCUCUCUGUUCUCCUCUCUGCUCUGUUCUCCUCUAUGCUCUGUUCUCUGCUCUGUUCUCCUCUCUGUUCUCCUCUCUGCUCUGUUCUCCUCUCUGCUCUGUUCUCCUCUGCUCUUUCUCUGCUCUGUUCUCCUCUCUGCUCUGUUCUCCUCUCUGCUCUGUUCUCCUCUCUGCUUUGUUCUCCUCUCUGCUCUGUUCUCCUCUCUGCUCUGUUCUCUGCUCUGUUCUCUGCUUUGUUCUCCUCUCUGCUCUGUUCUCCUCUGCUCGGUUCUCCUAUAUGCUCUGUUCUCCUCUCUGCUCUGUUCUCCUCUCUGGCUCUGUUCUCCUCUCUGCUCUGUUCUCCUCUAUGCUCUGUUCUCCUCUAUGCGCUGUUCUCCUCUCUGCUCUGUUCUCCUCUCUGCUCUGUUCUCCUCUCUGCUCUGUUCUCCUCUAUGCUUGUUUUCCUCAUGCGCUGUUCUCCUCUCUUUCUCUGUUCUCCCUCUCUGUUCUCCUCUCUGCUCUGUUCUCCUCUCUGUUCUCCUCUCUGUUUCCUCUCUGCUCUGUUCUCCUCUCUGCUCUGUUCUCCUCCUGCUCUGUUCUCCUCUCUGCUCUGUUCUCCUCUAUGCCUGUUUCUCCUCUAUGCUCUGUUUCCUCUCUUUUUCUCCUCUCUGCUCUGUUCUCCUCUCUGUCUGUUUCCUCUAGCUCUGUUCUCCUCUCUCUCUGUUCUCCUCUCUCUCGGUUCUCCUCUCUUUUUCCUCUCCUCUUGUUCUCCUCUCUGCUUUUGUUCUCCCUUUUGCUCUGUUCUCUGUUCUGUUCUCCUCUCUGUUCUCCUCUCGCUCUGGUUCUCCUCUCUGCUCUGUUCUCCUCUCUGCUCUGUUCUCUGCUCUGUUCUCCUCUAUGCUCUGUUCUCCUCUAUGCUCUGUUCUCCUCUCCUUUCUCUGUUCUCCUCUAUGCUCUGUUCUCCUCUAUGCUCUGUUUCUCUUGCUCUUGUAUCCUCUUCUCCUGCUCUGUUCUCCUCUCUGCUCGUUCUCUGCUCUGUUCUCUGCUUUGUUCUCCUCUCUGCUCUGUUCUCCUCUCUGCUCUGUUCUCUGCUCUGUCUCUGCUUUGUUCUCCUCUCUGCUUCUGUUCCUGCUCUGUUCUCUAUAUGCCCUGUUCUCCUCUCUGCUCUGUUCUCCUCUCUGCUCUGUUCUCCUCUCUGCUCUGUUCUCCUCUCUGCUCUGUUCUCCUCUCUGCUCUGUUCUCCUCUCUGCUCUGUUCUCCUCUCUGCUCUGUUCUCCUCUCUGCUCUGUUCUCCUCUCUGCUCUGUUCUCCUCUCUGUUCUCCUCUCUGCUCUGUUCUCCUCUCUGCUCUGUUCUCCUCUCUGUUCUCCUCUCUGUUCUCCUCUCUGUUCUCCUCUCUGCUCUGUUCUCCUCUCUGCUCUGUUCUCCUCUAUGCUCUGUUCUCCUCUAUGCUCUGUUCUCCUCUCUGUUCUCCUCUCUGCUCUGUUCUCCUCUAUGCUCUGUUCUCCUCUCUGCUCUGUUCUCCUCUCUGCUCUGUUCUCCUCUAUGCUCUGUUCUCCUCUCUGUUCUCCUCUCCUCUCUGUUCUCCUCUAUGCUCUGUUCUCUGCUCUGUUCUCCUCUCUGCUCUGUUCUCCUCUCUGUUCUCCUCUCUGCUCUGUUCUCCUCUCUGCUCUGUUCUCCUCUCUGCUUUGUUCUCCUCUCUGCUCUGUUCUCCUCUCUGCUCUGUUCUCUGCUCUGUUCUCUGCUUUGUUCUCCUCUCUGCUCUGUUCUCUGCUCUGUUCUCCUAUAUGCUCUGUUCUCCUCUCUGCUCUGUUCUCCUCUCUGCUCUGUUCUCCUCUAUGCUCUGUUCUCCUCUAUGCGCUGUUCUCCUCUCUGCUCUGUUCUCCUCUCUGCUCUGUUCUCCUCUCUGCUCUGUUCUCCUCUCUGUUCUCCUCUAUGCUCUGUUCUCCUCUCUGUUCUCCUCUCCUCUCUGUUCUCCUCCUCUCUGUUCUCCUCUCUGCUCUGUUCUCCCUCUCUCUGCUCUGUUCUCCUCUCUGCUCUGUUCUCCUCUAUGCUCUGUUCUCCUCUCUGCUCUGUUCUCCUCUCUGCUCUGUUCUCCUCUUGCUCUGUUCUCCUCUCUGCUCUGUUCUCCUCUCUGCUCUGUCUCUGCUCUGUUCUCCCUCUCUGCUCUGUUCUAUGCUCUGUUCUCUCUCUGUUCUCCUCUUCUGCUCUGUUCUCCUCUCUGCUCUGUUCUCCUCUAUGCUCUGUUCUCCUCUCUGCUCUGUUCUCCUCUCUGCUCUGUUCUCUGCUCUGUUCUCCUCUAUGCUCUGUUCUCCUCUAUGCUCUGUUCUCCUCUCUCUCUGCCUCUGUUCUUCCUCUCUGCUCUGUUCUCUGCUCUGUUCUCCUCUAUGCUCCUGUCUCCCUCCUCUGUAGGCUCUGUUCUCUGCUCUGUUCUCCUCCUCUCUGCUCUGUUUCUCCUCUCUGCUCUGUUCUCCUCUCUGCUCUGUUCUCCUCUAUGCUCUGUUUCCUCUCCGCUCUGUUCUUUCCCCUCUGCUCUGUUCUCCUCUCUGCUCUGUUCUCCUCUCUGCCCCUGUUUUCUGCUCUGUUCUCCUCUGCUCUGUUCUCUGCUCUGUUCUCUGUUUUUUUCCUCUUGCUCUUCUCCUCUCUGUUCUCUCUCUGCUCUGUUCUCCUUUUCUGCUCUGUUCUCCUCUCUGCUCUGUUCUCCUCUCUGCUCUGUUUCCUUAUGCUCUUUUUCUCCUUUUCUGCUCUGUUCUCCUCUCCCGCUCUUUCUCCUCUAUGCUCUGUUCUCUCUUGUUUUCCUCUCUUUCUCUGUUCUCCUCUCUGUUCUCCCUCUCCCGCUCUUUUUCUCCUCUCUGCUCUGUUCUCCUCUAUGCCUGUUUCCUCUCUGCUCUGUUCUCCUCUCUGCUCUGUUCUCCUCUCUGUUCUCCUCUCUGCCCUUUUUCUCCUCUCUGUUCUCCUCUCUGCUCUGUUCUCCUCUCUGCUCUGUUCUCCUCUCUGCUCGUUCUCCUUCUGCCCCUUUUUUUCUCCCCUCUGCUUGUUCUACAUUAUAGUAGUGGAUUACUAACACGUUAUUUGAAGUCGCUAUGUGGGUUUGACGUCAUUAGCUAAUGUGGGUGACAACGAUGUAGGCUGUGAUUACAUUUUAAUAUGUAGGUUUGGCUUGGAAGGUAGGGAGGGAGGGAGAAAAAAAGAGAUGGUGGUAGGGAGGAGGAGGGAAAGAGGGGGUAGGAGGGGGGAGGGAGGGAAAGAGGUGGGAGGGGGGGAGGGAAAAUAGUUGGGAGGUGGAGAAGGGUGGUGGGGAGGGGGAUGGGAGGGAGGGAGGAAAGAGGAGAUAGGGAGGGAAAGAGGUGGUUAGGAGGGAGGGAGGGGGUGGUAGGGAGGAGGGAGGGAAGAGGGGUAGGAGGGGGGAGGGAGGUGGUAGGGAGGAGGGAGGGAAAGGGUGGUAGGAGGGGGGAGGGACGGUGGUAGGGGGAGGGAGGGAAAGAGGGUGGUAGGAGGGGGGCGGGUGGUGGUAGGGAGGAGGGAGGGAAAGAGUGGUAGGAGGGAGGGAGGGAGGGAGGGAGGGAGAAAAGAGGUGGGAGGGAGGGGGAGGGAAAGAGGUGGUAGGGGAGGGAGGGAGGGAGGAAAAGGUGAGGAGGGAGGUAAGAGGGGUAGGGUGGGGGGAGAGGGGUAGGAGGGGGAGGGAGGGAGGGAGGGAGGGAGGGAGGAAAAGAGGUAGGAGGGAGGAGGAAAGAGUCGGUGGGGAGGGGGAUGGGGAGGGAGGGAGGAAAAGAGGAGAUAGGGAGGGAGGGAAGAGAGGAGGUGGGGAGGGGCGGGAGGAAGAGAGGAGGGGGGGUUUUGGGGAGGGAGGAAAAGAGGAGUAGGGAGGAGGGAGGAGGGGGGGAGGUUUGGGAAGAGAGGGGAGGGGAGGGAGGAAAAGAGGUGGGGAAGGGGGAGGGAGGGAGGAAGGAGGUGGUGGGGAGGGGAAUGAGGAGGAAAGGGGGGGGAAUAAAGAGGUGGGGGAUGGAGGGAUGGAGGGAGGAGGAAAAGGGUGGUGGUAGGGAGGGAAAUGAGGGAGCGGAGAUAGGGUGGGGGGAGGGAUAUGGGAGGGGAGCAGAGAGAGAGAAAAGUUAUAGAACCCAUCGCCCUUUAUGGUUGUGAGGUCUGGGGUCCGCUCACCAACCAAGAAUUCACAAAAUGGUAAAGAACACAAAAUUGACACUGCAUGCAGAAUUCUGAAAAAACAUCCUCCAUGUACAACGUAUAACACCAAAUAAUGCAUGCAGAGCAGAAUUAGGCCGAUACCCGCUAAUGAUCAAAAUCCAGAAAAGAGACGUUAAAUUCUACAACCACCUAAAAGGAAGCGAUUCCCAAACCUUUCGUAACAAAGCCAUCACCUACAGAGAGAUGUCUUAACAAAAUGCUCCACUAUGCAAGUAACCAUUUCAAUAGAAUGUUCAUGAUGUCACUGCGACAAUAAUAAAUAUGCAGCCGGAGUCCGACGACAGCAGAUAGAAAUUCAGUGCUUUAACUAAUUAUGACAAAUGUUAAGAAAAUGUUAAGCAAUGUAGUAUAGUAAUGACUUUUCAAAUAAAUUAGGUUACACGUUAUGUUGGCUGACAAUUUGUUAGCUACGCUAUCCUUACGAACCGCAUAGCAUUACAGCAGUAUGUACCGGUAUGUUAGCUAGCUACCUAACGUCAGUUGGCUACUAAUACAUGGAACUUGCCAGUAUAUUAACUAUAUGCUAUCUAACUAACUACCCAACGUUUAUUGACUUGAUUAUUCACGUCAUUCUUAGCUAAGUGGUAUAGUCGUUGCGCGUUCUCAAUGGACAUUGUUAAUUCUGGCAAUCUACUCCGAUUUCAGAGCGCUCUCGUCUGAGUGUGCCAGAGCGCAGAAUAACUGACGAAUUUUCGAACGCUCAACACCUGUUGAAUAUGGCCUGUGUCAGUAAACAUUGGGGAAAAAAGCAUCAUUAAAUUGUUGCCAGCAGCACAGUUACAGUCACCAACGCUCUGGAUAACAUGAAAACAGCCUAACCAGCUCUGCUAGGGCGAGUAAAAUGGUCAGAGUGAGCUGUUCUCUCAUUUGUGUCUGGAAGUAGCUAGCCAACGUUAGCCAGUUAGCUUGGGUGCUUGACUGUUGUUGUUAGGUCAGAACGCUCGGAUCAACCCUACUCCUCGGCCAGAGCGUCCAGUGUGCGCUCCGGAGAGCGAAAAAGCUCUGAAUUUACGAACUGACAAUCUGACAACGCUCUGAAUUUAUGGGCGGGGCUAUAGUUUAAGAGGGUGUGAACGAUGCUGAAUGGGUGUAGACAAAGAAGAGCUCUCCAGUAGGUGUACCAAAACAUUCAAAGGCCAUUUUCUCAAAAGUGAGGUUACAAGUUUAUCAACUUUCAAAGCAGAAUUACUUUCCCAUUGCAGUGUAUGAUAUACCAUUUUCUAGCUCUGAGUCUCUACUUUUAUCCAAUGUAAAAAACACAAUUUCAGAUUUUGCUACAUAAGACUGAAUCGAGCCGGUCUGGUCUGAAACGCAGUGGUCUAAGGCACUGCAUCGCAGUGCUAGCUGUGCCACUAGAGAUCCUGGUUCGAAUCCAGGCUCUGUCGUAGCCGGCCGCAGCCGGGAGACCCAUGGGGCGGCGCACAAUUGGCCCAGCGUCGUCCAGGGUAGGGGAGGGAAUGGCCGGCAGGGGUGUAGCUCAGUUGGUAGAGCAUGGCGUUUGCAACGCCAGGGUUGUGGGUUCGUUUCCCACCGGGGGCCAGUAUGAAAAUAAUAAUGUAUGCACUAACUGUAAGUCGCUCUGGAUAAGAGCGUCUGCUAAAUGACUAAAAUGUAAAUGUAAACAGUCUCGUCUCUGAUAAAUUCAGGCUAUAUUUGUCAGCCAUGUCCAUUUGAACCAGACCUGGGUCUUAAUAGUAUUUGUUUAUUUUUUCAAAUACUUGAGGUUCACUUGAUUUGACUUGCCUAGUACAAUCAGCUCAAUGGAUGUCAAUGUUAGUCUGUCUGUGAUUUACUAUAAAGGCUGGUCCUUGCCUAGUACAAUCAGCUCAAUGGAUGUCAAUGUUAGUCUGUCUGUGAUUUACUAUAAAGGCUGGUCCUUGUCUCCGCUGAGCUCCGCCCCGACGCAGCCAAAGCCCUGAUGAAAUCCUCUCUUCCUUCUCCCAGACGGUGUGUCCCGUGCCGGUUCGGCCCUCUUCAACGAGCUGCGUAACGCCGUGUUCGGGAAGGUGGCCCAGAAUUCCAUCCGCCGCAUCGCCAAGAACGUGUUCCUGCAUCUCCACAGCCUGGACCUGGGCUUCCACCUGUCUCGCCAGACGGGGGCGCUGUCUAAGGCUAUUGACAGGGGCACCAGGGGCAUCUCCUUCGUCCUCUCUGCUAUUGUCUUCAACCUGGGACCCACCGUGUUGGAGAUGGGGCUGGUCUCUGCUAUCCUG
Molecule: messenger RNA, 8662 nt
Organism: Coregonus sp. 'balchen'
Lineage: Eukaryota; Metazoa; Chordata; Actinopteri; Salmoniformes; Salmonidae
Source: the annotation of a GenBank genome assembly